Molecule: messenger RNA, 2218 nt
Organism: Rhizophagus irregularis DAOM 181602=DAOM 197198
Lineage: Eukaryota; Fungi; Glomeromycota; Glomeromycetes; Glomerales; Glomeraceae
Source: RefSeq, a predicted model, not a curated record
UUGAAAUCACGCAUAUCAGGGUUGCCAACGGCUUUAGUCUUUGGAGGCUCACAUGAAAAUUUUUUUGAAAGUUUCGCUCGUGAUUUAUCUGGAAAUCAUCAAAUUCGAGCCGUGUUGAUCGAUUCAACGCGCGUUUUAAAACUAGAAGACCUAUUAACUUACACAAUUAGACGUUUUCGAUAUGAAAAUGGAUAUUCUUCUAUAGAUGGUUGUGAAAACAAUAAUGAAAUAAAUUAUAAUGAUGAUGAAGAAACAGUUAAAGAUGAGGAAGAAAUAAUAGAAGAUUUCAUUGAUGAAAAUCAAUAUGACAAAAAUAUUGAUGAUGAUAAUAUGUAUUUAGAAGAGGAAAUUGGCGGAAGUAAUGAUGACACUCCUCUUUCAAUCGAAAAUGUAAUUGAUAUUGAAUCUUUGGUACAAUGGUACGAUAGUAAUGCCAAAAUAUCCGGUCUUAGAUCUUUACCGAAGUUGGUUAUCGUGAUUUACAAUUUCGAUUUAUUAGAUCCCGUGAUAAUGGAAAAAUAUAUUUAUAUCCUCAAUGAAUAUAAAGAUCGAAUUCCUAUUGUAUUACUAUUGGGAAUUUCCUCAGUAUAUAGAGGCGUUGAUGCUAUUCAUGAGAGAUAUUCGUAUUCUGUGGAACGCUUGCUUAAGUUCAAAGAGUUUUAUUUGUCAGAUAGUAUACACGAUUUUGAUGAACUCAUAACUAGGUUCUUCAUCUGUAAUCAUUUUGGGGUCAAAGUCGGUAUAAAAGUAUAUAAUUUUCUAAAUGAUAUAUAUGGACGACUCAAAAUUUCACUUAAAUAUUUUGAACUUUCUAUCAAGCAUAUUAUAAAUUACUAUUUCUACUCGAACCCCUUAAGUAUACUUACAACUAUCGAUCUGGAAAAUAUUUCACCAAGAAUUAGCUUAUUGAAUGAAUAUCAUGUGGAAAUGAUACGUGUGCAACUUUCAUUCAGAAGAUUUGUGGAGAAUUUCAUUAACGAGCACGAUCAGCCAGAGAUCGCACGUUGUUUACUUGAAGAUGAUAAUUUUGUCAAAUCUAUAUUACCAGUCAUUUUGCGAGACAUGAGAAAUUAUCAUCAAAAUUUCGCCGUAGCAUUUGAAAUUGUUCAUAGUUUGCAGAGAUAUGUUGAUCCAAAAUUAAUUAAAGCAAAGUAUGAAUUAUAUUCUUACGCGUUAAAACAUCCUGGUUUGGGCGAACACAAGCAUGUUCAGUAUUUGCUAUACGAAUUUAAAAAACUGAAGUCACAAGAGCUUAAACACUUCCUCAACCAUUUUCAAAACGUUCUUGAACAAAAUCUUGAAAAGGCAGAAUGUGCAAGGUCAGAAAUUCAAAAAUUACGUGAAUUUCAUGAACGAUUAGAACAGAUUGAGGCUUUAUCACAACAUUCGAUAAGAUCACCAAAGAAAAUUAAAAAGCAAAAAAGCUCUACUUCUGAAAUAUACAACACUUCCAUACCAAAAUCGGAUAUAUCAUCUUCAUCUUCACAAGAAUUUACCGAUCAAUUUACUAAAUUGAUUACUAGCAUCUUCGAAUAUUUACAAGUUUUUUUCAAGGUAAAACUUCGUCAUUAUUCAACAAAUACCCUUUAUGAAAUUUUUUACUGGGAAGAAUCUCAUUCUCUUGAAAGUUUAUUUCUCCCAGAAAUUCGUAAAUCGAUUGUUACGGCGCUUAGAAGACCAAAACAAUAUCUCAAUUGUAAAUGUUGUCCUGAUGAGUCUGAUGACGAUGACGAUGAAAUAGACCCUGCAGGAAAAAUUUUAUAUACUCAAGAUGAUAGAUGUAUAUUAUAUAAAUUACUUGUAGGGUUCGGUAAAUUUAUUCAUACAGAUGACUUGUUAGAAAGUUUUGAAAAUAUUAUAAAGAAAGAGAACAGAGAUAUUACAAAUGAUGAAACAAAGUAAGUUAUUAUUACUUAUUAUUUUAUAAAAAAAAAAAGAAAUAACGUAUACUAUUUGUGUUUAUGUUAUAUUAGGGAAAGAUUUUACAAAGCUACUGAAACGCUUAAAAUUAUUGGAGUAAUUGCUGAUGCUGGAAAGAAAGGUUACAUAAGAAAAAUGAUUUGGGGAAAUUUUUGAACAAGACGAAAACUAAAUUUGUCUUAAAUAUGUCUAUUAAACACAAAUGUAUAAAAAUUGAGGAUUUAAAAUUAAACAUGAUCCUAAUUCAUUUAAUACAAUAUUAAAAUUAUUAAACAAAAAUAAAGUAUCGAUAAUUAAA